Messenger RNA from Salvelinus sp. IW2-2015, 1599 nucleotides. NCBI's taxonomy places the organism in Eukaryota, Metazoa, Chordata, Actinopteri, Salmoniformes, Salmonidae. The record is from RefSeq and is a predicted model, not a curated record.
ACUCCCGCUACCAUUUUCACACAUUGCAGAGGCGCGGAAGUUGGUUUACGUGGAAUGUUGGGGGAAUGCGGUAUGCUGGAACGAGACAAAAGGGGGCUUCGGAAAUACGCUGUGACUCUCUGCAAAGAGAUGGUGGUGGACGAGCUGUUCAUUCAGUCGCUGCAGACAGACGACAUUCUCACCGACAGCAUGGCAGAAGGCAUCCUGGCGGAGCCGACCUCCCACAAGCGGAGCUGGCGUCUGCUGUCCCUGCUCCCCAAGCGUGGUCCCAGAGCCUUCAGCAGCUUCUGCUCAGCACUGAGAGACACAGAGCAGCAGCACCUAUGUGCCCUGCUCACAGAGUCACCAGAGAGGGACGGAGAGAGACAGUGUCCCCAGACAGCUAGGGCGAAAGACAGGGCUGAGGGGGUGAGUUCCACAAAAUACCCAAUCCAAGCUUCAGACCGCUACGCCCCAUUCACAAAGACCCCAGUCAAAGACAGUGAGGAAGAGGGGGAUGAAGAGAAAGAGAGAUAUGUGGACUCUCCCCUCCCACUGCCCACCCAGGAGGGGAUGGUUCCAGCCAAGAGARCCAGAACACAAGAGUCAAUGGAGAUGUGUCUGGAUGCAGACAGUCCCAUCACCAGCCCUGUUCUUCCCUGUACACCAGACUUCUACCUAAAACACUGCCAACAGUCCUAUAGUAUGGUGUCCAGUCCUCGUGGCCUGGCCUUGGUGAUCAGUAACGUCUCCUUUGACCCCUGUGCUGCUCCUGACCUGGACUCCAGGAAGGGAGGGGAGGUGGACGAGGAGGUCCUCAGGAAGGUGUUCACUGAGCUGGACUACAUAGUCACUGUCCGGAGAGACCUCACAGCUCAGGGCAUGCGGGCGUGCAUUGAGCAGUUUGGCAGACGGCAGCAGCACCAGACCGUAUCCAGCUGUGUGGUGUGUCUGCUGUCCCAUGGAGUAGAGGGGGCUAUCUACGGUACAGACGGACAGCUACUGGAGUUGGACUGGGUGUUUGAGGCGUUUGACAACGCCCACUGUCCUCUACUGCAGAAUAAACCCAAGAUGUUCUUCAUCCAGGCCUGCAGAGGAGAGGAGAUGGACUGUGGGGGGCAGUCAGAUGGGCCAGAGAACCAGUCUCCUGGCUGUGAACAGAGGGAUGCAGGGAGGGAGGGAGAGGGGGAUGGAGACACAAGGCAGACGGAGGAGAGAGGCAGGCUCAGAGUCAAACUGCCCCAGCGCCGACAUGAUCUGUGGCUUCGCUCCCUCAAAGGCACUGCAGCCAUGAGGAACACCAAGAGAGGAUCCUGGUUCAUCCAAGAGGUCAACUCAGCACUCCGCUUCAGAGCCAGAGACACACACCUAUCAGAUAUACUGGUGCAGGUGAAUGGUCGUAUUAAAGACAGAGAAGGCUAUGCUCCUGGCACCCCCCACCAUCGCUGUAAGGAGAUGUCUGAAUUCACCAGCUCCCUCUGCAAAGACCUCUACCUGUUCCCCAAGUACCACCCUCAGUACUGACACGCACACAUUUCUGCACCCCUACAGCACCACACCCACUACUGACACACACACAUACUGUUACACACAAUCAUAGAGGAUUAAUUCAUUCACAUU